Molecule: messenger RNA, 1023 nt
Organism: Vanderwaltozyma polyspora DSM 70294
Lineage: Eukaryota; Fungi; Ascomycota; Saccharomycetes; Saccharomycetales; Saccharomycetaceae
Gene: RRN9
Product: Rrn9p
Exons: 1
Coding region: 1-1023 (340 amino acids)
Source: RefSeq, a predicted model, not a curated record
AUGUCAGAGAAUGAUAAUGAUAAAUCGAUAAUUGAUACUGCUAACAGACUGUUAGAUUCAUUAGAGCAGUCCCAUAGGUCUGAUUUAGGGUUGCAUUUGUAUUCGUCGUAUCUUUUGCAUGUUCUGUUGUACAAGGCUAACGAGAAAAAGCAUAUGUUUGAAAUAGAUCAAUUUUAUAGAACUCAAGUUAAGGAGAAUUGGAGUAGUUGGCCAAAUCCGAAUACAAUUAUAGAUCCACAGACAAAUGUAUUAUAUGAGGAUGGUGAUGUUGAAGAGAAGGUGUCAGAGUUGAAGAAAGGUGAAGUAUCAAAAAGGGCAAUGAACCAUGCUUCCAAUAUGAUGAAAAGAGAAUUCAGUUCGAGUUGGCAAAAAUAUCUUAUAGAGUCGUCAAGGAAGUCUGGAAGUUGUCUUGAUGUCAAUGAAUUAGAGGUACCCACUUGGGUUUGUGAGAAAAUAGAAUCAAAAUUAGAUCAUUUAUUCGAAGGGUUGCACAACAUGGUGGCUAAACAAAAGAAUAUAGAAAUAGACCAGUAUGUAUCAAACGGACAGAUUAGAGUGUCUCAGGAAGAUUCUCAAGAAGAUGUAAAAUUAAACAAGCAUGUCUCAUUCAACUUUCAUGAUAUAAUAUCUAGAGGCUGUGAAAUGGGAGAAAAAAUGGAUGAAGUAUAUAUGAAAUCACUGCGUUUGUUUAACGAUAUACCACAUUCUUUCAGCAAAAGUCAAUUCAAAAUAUCAAAACAUAAUUUGAAAAAAUAUAAACCUUCAACAGAGGCAAAAACCGAUAUUUCAUUAAUUUUUAAUACUUCCAGGGAGGAUUUUAUUCAAAUCGAACAAUUGCUAAGGGAUAAACGAUUAAAGGCUAAUGAAAAGGGUAAAUUGAAAUACUUAAACAAGAAGAAUAAGGAAUUGGAUACCAAUAAAAGGACAUUUUUUAAAGUUAACAACAAUAAUAAGUCACAUAAAAUUGAAAAUAAUGAAGAUUACAGCAUUAACGACGCACUGGUAAAAAUACCACGAACAUAA